Molecule: messenger RNA, 1501 nt
Organism: Aplysia californica (California sea hare)
Lineage: Eukaryota; Metazoa; Mollusca; Gastropoda; Aplysiida; Aplysiidae
Molecular function (GO): protein binding
Source: RefSeq, a predicted model, not a curated record
ACUGAUAGAGCGCAAGGGCCAUUAUCUCCGUGACGUGACCUUGAAGAUCGAGCAGCCUUUUCCCGCCCGUGCCUGGUAUAUGUCUGACGGCGUCCAGCGUCUGUUGGCCCACAUCUCCCUCCACCCAGAUGCCCAGCACGUGCGCUCCUUCAAGGUCAGCAAGCUCAACAUCUUCACGCGCUGGCGGCUCUUCACGCUGUCCCGCAAGAGCAUUCUGGCCGCGCUCUGCAACUUCUUUCGUUCCCAGAAGUCUCUGAAGGUCGUGACCUUGACGUCCUGUCGCCUCAGCGCUGACGACGGCGCGCGGGUUCUCCAGGCGCUGAAAUAUAGCCUCUCCCGGUACUCCAUCGAGCAGCUGGACCUGAGAGAGUUCUUUCAGGUCAACUACAGGGCUACCAAGGGGCCUCGCUUCUGCCAUCUGAUGACGUCAUCCUUUCUCCGCCUGCGCGAGCUCGGGGUGGGCGCUCAGCAUGUGGAUGACAACUUCCUAAAGAGGUUUACUCAAGACUCAACAUGCAGCAAAACGCUGCGUCACCUGCGCCUCUACUUGGAGCUGUUCCGUUUACCGGCCCGACCUGUGAGCAACGCCACCUGGCGAGAGACCCGGACGGCCUGCCCCCUACUGACCGUGUGUGUCCAGCUGGACAGUUGUUUCCCCCUGAGUUACGUGAGGCAGUUCCUUGUCCCCGAGCUGCCGCUUGACAAGCUGUACGUGUUGUGGCCGAGAUCCUACCGAAGACACCGAGAUAAACAGCGUCAUCUGUCGGAGACACUUGAUCACGUGACAAGACUAUACCACCCCACACUGACCUGCUUCCGGUUGAGGUCACUGGUCAAAUCGUCUCCGGAGCUGGAGGCCUCUGUGUUGACCUUGGCCCGUGCCUGCAGGCGUCUGGCGGAGUUUAAGAUUACGCUGAAGGUCAGCCCGACGACGGCCCAGCGGCUGAAGGAAGAGCUGUGUACACGGCGUCCCCCGGUCAGUGUCGGGCUAUUCCCCACCUCCUCCCAGCUCGCCAGACAGAGAAACAGACCAGCUGGCUCUUAAAAUGUUUUGGGAGCAUUUUUGGGGAGUUAAAGGGAAUGAUGUUUAGGAAUAAGGUGAGGGAGGGAAUAAGGGAAAUACAUUUGGGAUUAAGUUUUGGGAAAAGAGCACACAGUUUGGGAAUAGGGAAAGAAUGUUUGGGAGUAAGGCGAUGGGAAGGUUGGGGAAUAAAGGAAUAAUAUUUGGCAAUAAGGAAACAAAUCUUGGAGAAAAAGCAAGAAAUGUUUGGGAAUAGUUUAGGAAUUAGGGGAGCAUGUUUAGGAAUAAAAAGGGGACGGCGGCUGUGUGUGCGUUUGAUGGGUGUGGAAUUGGAUGGUUUUUGGAGACAGGGAGUAGGCCUAUAUGUUGGGGGAAGAGCCUGACGCGGGUAAGACCAUGGGUAAGAGGUGUUACGAUUGGGGCUUGGAGGGUCUUUUUUUCACCAACCCUGUGAGCCACUGGGGUUACAGAAACCUCCUC